Molecule: messenger RNA, 2132 nt
Organism: Coccinella septempunctata (seven-spotted ladybird)
Lineage: Eukaryota; Metazoa; Arthropoda; Insecta; Coleoptera; Coccinellidae
Exons: 7
Coding region: 71-2086 (671 amino acids)
Cellular component (GO): lysosome
Molecular function (GO): cysteine-type endopeptidase activity
Source: RefSeq, a predicted model, not a curated record
UUCGGUUUCCAAUUUGAAAACGAGACGUAUUCAACUAUUUUUGAAAUCUUCGUUUACAAAAAUUGAUGAGAUGAAAGUCUUGGCUCUGAUAAUUUUAGUUGUGAUUGGUUUUGUGUCUGCCAACAGUGAUGAGGAACUCUUAGAUAGAUGGGAGAUGUACAAGCAAGAAUUUGGUAAAUCCUACAGAUCACCGGUGGAAGCACGUAGACGUUUGGCAAUAUUCAAGGAGAAUUUGGAAAAAAUUGAGCAACACAACGCAUUGUUUGCACAAGGGAAGACAACCCAUACCGAGGGUAUAAAUCAGUUCACAGACUGGUCAGAAGAGGAGUUCCUACAAUAUGUUAACAAGGGUUUGAUAGACAGACCAAUAAUGGCUGGGGCUAUUUACAACGUGACUGAGAAUGUUGAAAAUCUUGCAUCAAUUGACUGGAGAACUGCUGGAGUUGUGACUCCCGUGAAAAACCAACUGCAAUGUGGAUCUUGCUGGUCCUUUAGUGCUACUGGUUCUAUCGAAGGACAACUUGGUCGAAGAGGUCGCCUGGUGUCACUCAGCGAACAAAACCUAAUUGACUGUUCAGGAAACUAUGGUAACAAGGGCUGUGGUGGUGGUCUCAUGAACGCAGCAUUCAACUAUGUCAGGGAUCAUGGAAUUGAGAGUGAACAGGACUACCCCUACUCGGCAUCUAACGGAUACUGUCGUGCAAACCCAUCAAGAGUUAUCACUAGAAUCUCCACCUAUUAUUCGAUUCUCGCUGGCAACGAAAAUAUGCUAAGAACAGCUAUUGCUAGUGUGGGGCCCAUAUCUGUAGCUAUUGACGCUACAGCGAACCUACAGAGAUACAGCAGGGGAAUUUUCAGGGACCUUUCUUGCAGCAGUCAAGCCUUGAACCACGGAGUCCUAGCUGUUGGAUACGGCACUGAAAAUGGAAUCAACUAUUACAUUAUCAAAAAUUCUUGGGGUGCUGCAUGGGGUGAAGCUGGUUACUUUAGACUGGAAAUGAAAAAUAACCAAUGUGGAAUUGCCACCAUGGCUUCCUACCCAGCACUGGUUACCCGAAAAGAUGUGUUUAAUCAAAAAAUCGUCAAGGCUGAAAGGAUAGCAAAAAUGAAAGUCUUCGCACUUAUAUGCAUAGUGGUGAUCGGUUGCGUGGCUGCCAUCAGCGACGAAGAAGUGCUAGACAAAUGGCAAAACUACCAGGUCAAAUAUGGAAAAUCCUACAGAUCCCCAGUAGAAUCCCGUAAACGUUUGGCCAUAUUCAAGGAGAACUUGGAAAAGAUCGAAAAACAUAAUGCUCUCUACGACCAAGGAAAAACAAUGCACACCGAAGGAAUUAACCAAUUCACUGACUGGACCAAAGAGGAGUUCUUACAAUAUGUAAACAAAGGUUUGAUCAACAAACCUGUAAUCGUAGGCGAGGUCUUCAAUAAGAGUGAAAACUUCGCUAACGUCGGUUCAAUUGACUGGAGAUCAGCUGGUGUUGUUACGGAAGUCAAGAACCAAGGGGGUUGUGGAUCAUGCUGGUCUUUCAGUGCUACUGGAGCUAUCGAAGGACAGUUAGGAAGGAAUGGUUACUUGAUAUCUCUCAGUGAGCAAAAUUUGAUUGACUGCUCUUCAGGUUACGGUAACCUUGGUUGUAACGGAGGAAUGAUGACAGCAGCUUUCGGCUAUGUAAGAGACAAUGGAAUUGUUAGCGAACAGGACUAUCCCUACGAAGAAUCAGUAGGACUCUGCAGACCAGAUCCUUCAAGGAUUAUCACCAGAAUUUCUACCUAUUACACAAUUCCCUACGGAGAUGAACAAUCUCUACAGCAAGCCCUUGCCACAGUUGGUCCAAUAUCUGUUGCUAUUGAUGCUACAGAGACUCUACAGAGCUACGGCGGUGGAAUUUUGAGGGAUAACACUUGCAGUAGCCAAGCUCUUAACCACGGUGUUCUCCUGGUUGGUUCCGGAGUCGAGAAUGGAAUAGAAUACUACAUCGUCAAGAAUUCAUGGGGUCCCAACUGGGGAGAGGGAGGUUACUUCAGAUUGCAGAAGAUCAAUAACCAAUGUGGAAUUGCUUCCAUGGCAUCUUAUCCAGUUUUGUAAUAAUUUUAUGAAUUUCAGUUUGGCCUAAAUAAAUAUUUGACAAUUA